This is a messenger RNA of Vitrella brassicaformis, 880 nucleotides long. The record is from the annotation of a GenBank genome assembly. Lineage: Eukaryota; Vitrellaceae.
CCAUCCCAUCCACACGUACACAUUCCACCUCAACACAUGAUGGGCUUGGCCUUGUCGGUCACAGGCCCCUCAUGCCGCCGUUGUCGAGCCAGGGCUUGUUCAGUUCAUGCGCACCUUGGGGAAGCGGCGGAAUGAAUGGCAUGCCGUCCUGCCUGCACACAACACAAACAGAGGGAGAGAGAGGGUUCCGUGAUCCACACACCGACCGUUUCUCUCCUCGCCCUCCUCGCUGAUUGGAUUGCUGGCGGCUUGCCUUGCCUGUUUGGGUGUGGUGUGCCAUCCAUGUAUGGCGGUGACGCUCUCGAUCGAUGAGCAUUGAUGCCGAUGGUCUUUCAUGCCAGAGGGGAAAUCGUGGGGGUUGAACAGAAUGUCAGGCACCAGACCCGACUCCUGCACACCCCCAACAUACACACACAUGGAAGGAAGACACACACAUCCAUCAAUAUGCCCACCACCGUGCCUGUCCCUCCCCCUCUCUCCAUGCUCUCACUCACGGUGAGUGAAUGGCAUAUCUUCGUGUGUGUGGCCAGAGUCGGCUGAGGAUGGGAUGCCCUUCUGCCCAUGGCAUGGCGCGACGAGAACGAACUUGUCGCCGGCCCACAAUGGGGUCGCGGUUGCACCGCAGCUUGAGCAGCACCCUCUCGGCGACCUGUGAGGUCUGCUUGCGGUAUGCGGCCACGUCAGGUGGGCUGAUGCGGUUGGUUGAUGCGCUCACGAAGGCGUCCUCCUCGUCGUUGCGGAUGUUUUCGGCGCGCUUCUCAUCCUCACUGUCAGUCAGAGGUGUCGGCAUUUAGUUCCGGGUCGCUUCGGGCACGUUGAGUUGUUUGCCCCUCUUGCGCUUGCGCUGUUCUACUCCACGCAGCGCCUUUACAGAGUCGAU